Messenger RNA from Prorocentrum cordatum, 396 nucleotides. Lineage: Eukaryota; Dinophyceae; Prorocentrales; Prorocentraceae. The record is from the annotation of a GenBank genome assembly.
AUGCGGGAGUUGAGGCUGGAGCCCGACGUCGUCAGCCACAGCGUCGGGAUUAGCGCGUGCGCGAAGGGCGGGCAGUGGCAGCCGGCGCUGGCGCUGUUGAGCGAGAUGUGGGAGGUGAAGUUGGAGCCCAACCUCAUCAGCUACAGCGCUGGGAUCAGCGCGUGCGAGAAGUGCGAUCAGUGGCUGCGGGCACUGGCGCUGCUCAGCGCCAUGCGCGGGGCGAAGCUGGAGCCCGACGUCAUUCAUCCUCGCUGGGAUCAGCGCGUGCGAGAAGGGCGGGCACUGGAAACAGGCUUUGGCGCUGCUCAGCGAGAUCUCGGAUUCGAAGGUGAAGCCCGACGCGGGGCCGGCCCUCGUCGGCUACACCGCCGGGAUCAGCGCGUGCGGGAGGGGUGA